Molecule: messenger RNA, 1335 nt
Organism: Drechmeria coniospora
Lineage: Eukaryota; Fungi; Ascomycota; Sordariomycetes; Hypocreales; Ophiocordycipitaceae
Product: Histone H2A
Exons: 6
Coding region: 1-1335 (444 amino acids)
Cellular component (GO): nucleosome
Molecular function (GO): DNA binding; structural constituent of chromatin; protein heterodimerization activity
Source: RefSeq, a predicted model, not a curated record
AUGCGCAUCCUCGUCGCCGUAGCUGCAUCCUCCCACGGCCCGUCCGAGCCACCUCCGCUCCUCCUUCGUCGACGCUCCUCGCCCGCUGCCUCAUGGCUGCUCGACGUCGUCGUCUGCCUUUCGCCGCACCGACGGGCCACCGAGACCCCCGGAAGCGCUCUCGCGCGAGCCGCUGCACCUGCCGUGGCCGAGGGGCGAGUCGACCGUCGUGGGCCUCGCCACCGAGCCGCCUGGGGGGCCCGCGACCUCCCCCGAUGGGCCGCAUCACUGGGAGCCGUCGACACCGUCGUCCUGCCUCGAGCGUCGACGAGCCCGAGUCGCCCGAGUCCGUCCCCGACCCGAUGGCCGCGAGGCACCGUCGACGACGACCGCUGCGCUGCAGCUCCCUCUGCCUCGCCGUACCCACGCCUCGACGGACCCCGCGGCGCUGCCCGUCGGCCUGAGCUUUUUCCGCUCCGCCGUGUGGGUGGUCCUGGUAGGGGCACGCCAUCGACGGAGCGCUUGAGAGUACCUGCGCGCGGACGUCGAGGCCGCCGACGCGGGGGCCCAGAGGCUGCGGCCUCGCCUGGCUCGCUGCGCCUGCGCUGUGUGUUCCCGCACCCGGCCGGAUCAACAACAACAACAUUGGGUCCUCCCCGAGCUAAAUCUCUGCCGCACCACCAUUCACCACCCCCUCGAACCCUCGACUCGACACCACAAAGUGCCACCUCCGACGACGUCUCGCCCGUCCAUCUCGUCGCCCGUCCAUCUCGUCGCCCCGUCCAUCUCGUCGCCCGUCCGCUCCGUCGCCCGUCCGUCUCGUCGCCCGUCGACGCCCAGCAAGCUCGAACACGGCACGCUCCCGCCGGCUCCCUCCGACCCUUCUCGACGCCCACCCUCCGUCCUCGCCCAGCAGCCUCCGCCACGAUGCCCGGCGGCAAGGGAAAGUCUUCCGGCGGCAAGAGUUCCGGCGGCAAGACGAGCGCCGAGGGCCACAAGAAGCAGCAGAGCCACUCGGCCCGCGCUGGACUGCAGUUUCCCUGCGGCCGCGUCAAGCGCUUCCUCAAGCAAAACACCCAGAACAAGAUGCGCGUCGGUGCCAAGGCUGCCGUCUACGUCACCGCCGUUCUCGAGUACCUGACGGCCGAAGUCCUCGAGCUCGCAGGAAAUGCCGCCAAGGAUCUCAAGGUUAAGCGCAUCACGCCUCGCCAUCUCCAGCUGGCCAUCCGAGGCGACGAGGAGCUCGACACCCUCAUCCGCGCCACCAUCGCCUUUGGCGGUGUCCUGCCGCACAUCAACCGCGCCCUGCUGCUCAAGGUCGAGCAGAAGAAAAAGGCAAAGGCCCUCGAGGCCUGA